Molecule: messenger RNA, 3369 nt
Organism: Cotesia glomerata
Lineage: Eukaryota; Metazoa; Arthropoda; Insecta; Hymenoptera; Braconidae
Exons: 17
Coding region: 258-3131 (957 amino acids)
Biological process (GO): monoatomic anion transport; transmembrane transport
Cellular component (GO): plasma membrane
Molecular function (GO): transmembrane transporter activity
Source: RefSeq, a predicted model, not a curated record
UCGCUUUCAAAUUACUUUUACCACUGUGUCACUUUAUCGUGGAAGGCUAAACUUGCUAUUCAAACAAUUUAUCUUCGCUCUUGUAGGACUAAACAAUGAGCUAUUGAAUUAUUUCAAUAUAGAACAAUAAGGUGUUUCAAUUUGAAUUUUAGUAAGAAAAACUCUACUGUCGAGAUAGGACGAUUUUAUUGAGGCGCUUCAGUGAAAGUGUCAAAGUUACAAUAAACGAACCAGCUGUUGAAUAUUUAAAUAAAACUAUGGAUACGAAAGAAGGAAACGUCAAUCUCAAGGAAAGUUGCCAUUAUGGAAGUGUGCAGCGAGAGUCAUCCGAAGAAGAAGAAAUGGAUGAACCAGUAGGAUGGAAGUUUUGGAAGAAAAGACGUUAUGUUGUUGGAGUAUUAGCAUUUUUUGGAUUUUUUACCUCUUAUAUUUUACGAGUUAAUUUGAGUGUUGCAAUUGUCGCAAUGACAACAAGUUCACAUGGGGAAGAAGCAGAGUUUAAUUGGGACUCAAAACUCCAAGGACUUGUUCUCAGCUCAUUUUUUUACGGAUACAUUAGCACACAAUUAUUAGGCGGAUGGCUAAGUGCGCGUAUUGGCGGUAAAAGAGUAUUUGGAAUCGGAAUCGCGGUAACUGCACUUUUGACAUUGAUAACACCACCUUUGACACGAGUCAGUGUUUAUAUUCUGGUUGCUUUACGGAUAAUCGAAGGAAUAUUCGAGGGUGUAACAUAUCCAUGUAUUCAUUCCAUAUGGGCAAACUGGGCUCCGCCUUUAGAAAGAUCAAAACUUGCGACUCUUGCAUUCUCAGGCAGUUUCGUUGGUACAGUUUUCGCAAUGCCCGCAUGUGGAAUUAUGGCUGAACGUUUAGGUUGGCCAUCAGUCUUUUAUAUUUUCGGAGUUGUAGGCUUAGUAUGGUUCACACUUUGGUGGCUCAUAGUCACUGACAAACCAGAAGACGAUCCCAGAAUAUCAAAGUCUGAACUUGAUUACAUAAAAAAAUCACUCGGAAGCGGUAAUCAACAAAUGAAAAUUUCUCAUCCUUGGAAGUCAAUUUUUAAAUCACCAGCUGUUUGGGCCAUUGUAGCAGCUCACUUUAGUGAAAACUGGGGUUUCUACACGAUGCUUACGCAACUACCGAAAUUUAUGAGCGAUGUGUUGAACUUCAAGCUUGAAAAAACAGGAUUUUUCUCGGCAGUUCCGUAUUUAGUAAUGUCUAUUGUGUUACAAUGUUCUGGACAUUUAGCCGACCAUUUACGAUCAAAAAAUGUCCUGAGUACCACUAAUGUACGCAAAAUAUUCACUUGCGGUGCUUUUUUGAGUCAGACAAUAUUUAUGAUAUCCGCUGGGUUCGCAACAACAUCAACGAGUGCUAUUACUUGUCUUUCCAUUGCUGUUGGCCUUGGAGGUUUUGCAUGGUCAGGCUUUAGUGUAAAUCAUCUUGAUAUUGCUCCACAACAUGCAAGUGUCUUGAUGGGUAUAGGAAACACAAUCGCAACUCUUCCUGGCAUCGUUAGUCCUAUUAUUACUGGUUACAUCGUUCAAAAUAAGACUGCCGCAGAGUGGCGAAUAGUAUUAGUGAUUGCCGGUUCAAUCUAUUUGAUAGGUGCUAUAAUUUAUGGUUUAUUUGCAUCCGGUGAAAGACAACAGUGGGCUCUAGAGAAGAAAAAUGAAGAUUUAAAAGCAUACACUAAUCAAGCUAUGGAUUAUGAUUCUCACGUAAAUAAUAAAAAAUUUACCGAAGAAAUUGAAGUAGACGAAGCGGUAGGAUGGAAACUUUGGAAAAAACGCCGUAACGUUGUUGUAGUCUUGGCGUUUUUUGGAUUUUUCACUUCUUAUAUUCUGCGAGUCAAUUUAAGUACUGCAAUUGUUGCAAUGACAACAAGUUCAUCUGGAAAAAAAGCAGAGUUUGAAUGGGACUCAAAAAUUCAAGGAUACAUUCUCAGCUCUUUUUUCUACGGAUACGUGAGUACACAAUUGCUAGGCGGAUGGCUAAGUGCACGUGUUGGGGGUAAAAUGGUUUUUGGUGUAGGCCUUGGAGUAACUGCACUUUUGACUUUGGUAACACCACUCUUAACACGAGUCAGCGUUUACAUUCUUAUUGGCUUACGAGUAGUCGAAGGAAUAUUUGAGGGUGCAGCGUAUCCAUGUAUUCAUUCUAUAUGGGCCAACUGGAUUCCACCUCCAGAAAGAACAAAAUUAGUGUCUCUCGCAUUCUCAGGCAGUUUUGUCGGCACAGUUUUCUCAAUGUCAACGUGUGGAAUCAUGGCAGAACGAUUAGGUUGGCCGUCAGUCUUCUAUUUCAGUGGAACUCUAGGCUUGAUUUGGUUGACACUAUGGUGCUUUAUUGUCACUAACAAACCAGAAGAUGAUCCUCAUAUUUCACAGUCUGAACUUAAUUACAUAAAAAAAUCACUUGGUCAAAUUGAUAAUCAAACGAAAGUUUCUCAUCCAUGGAAGUCAAUUUUUAAAUCAUCAGCCGUUUGGGCAAUUUUAGCUGCACAUUUAAGUGAAGCUUGGGGUUUUUAUACAAUGCUAACUCAAUUGCCGAAGUUCAUAAAUGAUGUUUUAAACAUGAAGCUUGAGAAUACAGGGUUCUUCUCAGCGGUGCCUUAUCUUAUUUUGACAAUCAUUGCACUAUCUUGCGGCCAAAUAGCUGAUUACUUACGUUCAAGAAAAAUUUUAUCUACUACAAAUGUACGAAAAUUAUUCACCUGCAGUGCUUUUUUAAGUCAAACAGUAUUUAUGAUACUGGCUGGAUUUUCAUCGACAUCAACGAGCGCUAUUAUUUGUCUGACUGCUGCCGUUGGUCUUGGAGGCAUUGCAUGGUCGGGUUUCAUGGUGAACCCUUUGGACAUCGCUCCUCAACAUGCGAGUGUGGUUUUAGGAAUUGGAAAUACUGUUUCUACUUUUCCUGGUAUUAUCAGUCCUAUCCUAACUGGUUACAUCGUUACAAAUGGAGCAGCCAGCGAGUGGAGGAUCGUUUUUAUUAUCGCCGGGGCAGUUUAUUUAGUUGGAAUUAUAGUCUAUGGUCUUUGGGCGUCAGGUGAACAACAAAAAUGGGCCCGUGAGAAAAAAAAUGACGACUUAAAUGCAUACAGCAAUCCUGCAUUGGACUAUGUUCCUUGUUAAUAAAUUUAUAUUGAAAAAGAAUCAAAAGAAAUUUAAAAAUCAAUUUACAUUUUUUCUUUACUGUAUAAAAUUAUGAUAAUAUAAUAUUAAUAUUUUUGUAUGAAAUGAGAAUAAUUGUCACUGAAAUCAAGGCCUAUGACACAAAAAGCAAACAAAAUUUACAACCAGAUGUUUAGUUUAAACAGUAUCAAAAUGAUUUGAAUUCACAAUAUUAUUUCAAUAUAAUCUUACCACUCAU